Messenger RNA from Aspergillus clavatus NRRL 1, 1479 nucleotides. Its product is annotated as putative MFS glucose transporter. Lineage: Eukaryota; Fungi; Ascomycota; Eurotiomycetes; Eurotiales; Aspergillaceae. Gene Ontology annotation, molecular function: hexose transmembrane transporter activity. The record is from RefSeq and is a predicted model, not a curated record. Gene Ontology annotation, biological process: monosaccharide transmembrane transport. The transcript is spliced from 2 exons. Bases 1 to 1479 code for a protein of 492 amino acids. Gene Ontology annotation, cellular component: membrane.
AUGGGUCCCGAUGGAUUGGGUCCUUCAAGGAUCACGGCAUAUCUGAUCUAUCUCGUUUUUGUUAUCACGCUAGGUCCGCUUCAGUUUGGUUAUCAUCUGGCUGAACUCAAUGCUCCUCAGGCAGUUAUUACGUGCGAGCGAAAGAGCAUCCAUUCCACCAGCUCGACGUGGUUCAAGAGCCUUCCGCAAUGUAUUCCUAUGAAUGCGUCCCAAUUCGGUCUCGUUUCUUCUAUAUAUACACUUGGUGGUUUACUUGGAGCCCUGCUCGCAGGACCAGUCUCUACCAAACAUGGACGUUUGUUCGCUCUGCGAGCUACCACAAUCUUCUUCAUCUUAGGUCCUAUUGCGGAGACUCUGGCGCCUGGUAUACUGAUUUUGAGUGUGGGAAGGCUGUUGAGUGGUAUAGGGGCGGGAGCUGCUAUUGUCGUGGGGCCGAUCUAUAUCUCGGAGAUUGCUCCCCCUAACGCUAGGGGGUUCUUUGGUGCCUUUACGCAGAUCAUGACCAAUGUGGGUAUCUUAUUGACGCAGACGCUCGGCUACUUCUUCAGUGAAGGGUAUAUGUGGCGAGUUAUCCUUGCGGUGGCCGCGUUGCUUGGUAUAUCGGAGCUCCUUGGUCUCCUCUUGGUGCCAGAAAGUCCGACUUGGUUGGCGGAGCAUCAACAAGCGGAUUUGGCUAGACAGGUGCUGCAGCGGAUUCGUGGGAAGGAUGCAGAUAUUGAAGAGGAAGUGAAAGGAUGGCACAGUUCCUCCCAGGGUCCUACGGCUGGUUCGGCCGAGGAGGAGUCGCUGCUCACUCCUCCCUCGGGCAACCUGCCACCCAAGCAACCCCCGGUUACCAUCAUGCGAGCUGUGACCGAUUCUUAUUACCGCCCUGCCAUCAUUGCUGUCAUUGGCGUUAUGGUGGCUCAGCAGUUCACAGGCAUCAACAGUAUCAUCAUGUACAGCGUGUCGCUGCUGCAGAGCAUCCUUCCCACGACAGCGGCUCUACUUGCCGUCCUGAUUUCGGUCAUCAACCUCGUCAUUACCCUUGCGUGCUCACCACUGCCAGAUAAGAUCGGCCGGAAGACUUGUCUCCUUCUGAGCAUCUCCGGUAUGGGAUUGAACUCUGUGCUCUUGGCAAUGGGGAUCUACUUUAACCAGAAAAUCCUAUCCGCGAUCGCGGUUCUGCUCUUCGUUGCCAGCUUUGCGGUCGGUUUGGGUCCCGUACCGUUCAUUCUGGCCUCGGAGCUAGUGGGCCCCGAGGCUGUGGGCGCGACGCAGAGCUGGGCUUUAGCCGCCAACUGGACGGCCACCUUCCUCGUUGCUCAAUUCUUCCCUGUGCUCAACAGCGCAUUAGGCGGUCGUGGCAAGAUCUAUUGGAUAUUCGCGGUGCUGGCCUGCGUUCUUGGCGGGUUCAUCUAUCGAUGGGUGCCCGAAACCAAGGGCAAGGCCAAUGCCAACGAGGUUUGGGACAGGGAGGAUCCGAGGCGAAUUGAUUGA